Molecule: messenger RNA, 851 nt
Organism: Rhagoletis pomonella (apple maggot)
Lineage: Eukaryota; Metazoa; Arthropoda; Insecta; Diptera; Tephritidae
Product: protein cueball-like
Exons: 2
Coding region: 98-466 (122 amino acids)
Source: RefSeq, a predicted model, not a curated record
UCUCUUUCUUUCUUUUAUAUACAGUUGCGAGGAACUUGUAGAAAAAAGCGAUAAUGGCGCAGAAACUUAUGCCAUUCCGAAAUAUUCACAUUUGGAAAUGUGCGAACAAGUGAAUCCAUGGAGUAGCACCGUAAUAAUUGUUAUUCUUUGCGGUGUAGUUGCCUCUCUGGGAUUGAUUGUUCUAAUUGUACAUGGACUGCGUCGUUUCUAUAAACCAGCACGCCCACGUAUAAAGAAGACAUUCGUCGUGCGCAAACAGGCUUCCCCUUCAACGGAUACACCGCUAACGAAUCGUCCCAUUGCCACUGAACAAUGUGAAAUUACAAUAGAAAAUUGCUGCAACAUGAACAUUUGUGAUACGCCAUGCUUCGAUUCAAAGCUCCUGGAAAAAACACUCUCACGCAACUCCAAAGUCAAGGAGGACAAGAAAAUGCUUAUAAAUGGCAUGGAAGAUGAACUUUAUUAGUUAAGCAUUAAAUAGCGUGCCAUCAAAGCGAGGCGCUUGCGAUGCGGAUACAGUACGCGCGGUCAGGGACUGGCAUACUUCUUCUGCGCGCAACAAACGGAGAACAUCUACAAGAGGCCUUAUAGAACGAAAUUUCCAGAAAAAAAAAACACACAAAAAGCAAAAGAGCAUGCAAAUGUAGACACGACAACACGAUGGAGAAGAGGAAAUGCCAAUGAGAGAUUCAAAGUACGACGUUGAGUAGGAAGAAAAUAGAGAGAAGAGUGUCUGACGCCACGGACAAAUGUAGUUAGUACAAGUUCCUCGUCCGUAGCAGCAGGCUGCAGAAGUGCAACCAUGGAUAAGCUUUAAAUAGAGUACACACGGCAAAAAAAAAAAAAAGUCA